Molecule: messenger RNA, 1898 nt
Organism: Myxozyma melibiosi
Lineage: Eukaryota; Fungi; Ascomycota; Lipomycetes; Lipomycetales; Lipomycetaceae
Product: imidazole glycerol phosphate synthase-like protein hisHF
Exons: 2
Coding region: 137-1798 (553 amino acids)
Biological process (GO): L-histidine biosynthetic process
Molecular function (GO): imidazoleglycerol-phosphate synthase activity; oxo-acid-lyase activity
Source: RefSeq, a predicted model, not a curated record
CAUGACUCUAACCGGCUAUAAACUUUUGACCUCGACUUCAAGAAACCAAUUUUUAUUCUCAUAGAUACUCUUUCAAUUGGCGCAGAAGCCUUCUUUUGUGUCAAAGAUUAGAAAUAGAGGCUACAGAGAAGAAGAAAUGACUGCGAAUACAGUCUACGUUCUCGAUCUCGAGAGCGGGAACCUGAGGUCUCUGCAAAAUGCGCUUGCAAAGUUGGGUUACGACGUGAAAUGGAUCAAGACUCCGGAGGACGGCCUCGACGAGGCACAGAUUCUACUCUUUCCCGGCGUGGGAAACUUCGGGCACACGGUGGCUAAUCUUCGACGGAGAGGGUUCGUCGAGCCGCUAAAGGCAUAUAUCGCCUCCGGACGCCGGAUCAUGGGUAUCUGCGUUGGCCUGCAGGCGCUGUUUACAGGUUCGACCGAGUCUCCGGGGGUUGAGGGCCUCGGAAUUAUUCCCGCCCAACUCGAGAAAUUCGACGACUCCAACAAGUCGGUCCCUCAUAUCGGCUGGAACAGCGCCGCCGUCAUUGACGAGGAUAAGCAAGGGUUGUACGGAUUGCGUCCGGAUAGCAAAUACUACUAUGUGCACUCUUACCGAGCGAGUGUUGCUGCGGUCGUUGCGGCGGGGUGGACGGUCGCUACUGGAAACUACAACGGCGAGGAGUUUGUCGGCGCGGUGUGCAAAGACAACGUGUUUGCGACCCAGUUCCACCCGGAGAAGAGCGGUGUUGCGGGACUGAAAGUCCUCCGCGCCUUUCUGGAAGGCGAGGUUAUUUCGAAAUCGGCCGUCGAGGCGGCGGUGGGCGCGGUCGUCAAGCCCGGAUUGACGAAACGAGUUAUCGCGUGCCUGGACGUGCGGACAAAUGACGAUGGCGAUCUUGUGGUCACAAAGGGAGACCAGUACGACGUUCGCGAGAAGAGCGCGACGGCGAGCACGGGUGGACAAGUGAGAAACCUCGGGAAGCCGGUCGAGAUGGCCGAGCGGUAUUAUCUCGAAGGAGCGGACGAGGUCACGUUCCUCAACAUCACCUCGUUUAGAAACUGUCCGCUGGUUGACACCCCCAUGCUUGAGAUUCUGCGGAAAACAAGCGAGACUGUGUUUGUGCCGCUCACGAUCGGCGGUGGUAUUAGAGACAUCGUGGAUCCGGACGGGACCAAAAUCAGCGCGCUUGACGUCGCGUCGACGUACUUCCGCUCGGGAGCCGACAAGGUCUCGAUCGGCAGCGACGCCGUGUUUGCGGCCGAAGAAUUCUACGCCAACGGCGAAAAGCUGACGGGCAAGACCGCGAUGGAGACUAUUUCCAGGGCUUACGGUGCUCAAGCGGUCGUCAUCUCGGUGGACCCUAAGCGGGUGUACGUCGACUCGCCUGAUGCCACGACGCACCAUGUGAUCAAGACAGCGACUCCCGGUCCGAACGGUGAGGUCUACGCGUGGUAUCAGUGCACGGUCAAAGGUGGACGGGAAACCCGAGACAUGGACGUGAUCCAGCUCGUGACGGCGAUGGAGAAGAUGGGCGCGGGCGAGAUCUUGCUCAACUGCAUCAACAAGGACGGAACGAACUCUGGUUUCGACCUCGAGCUGAUCCAGGACGUCAAGGACGCGGUCUCGAUCCCGGUGAUUGCCUCGUCUGGUGCGGGAAAGCCGGACCACUUCCUGGAGGUGUUUGAGAAGACGACGACGGAUGCCGCGUUGGGCGCGGGCAUGUUCCAUCGCGGGGAGUAUAAGGUGUCGGAUGUAAAGCAGUAUUUGAGCGAGCACGGGCUUUUGGUUAGAAACGAGCUGGAGUUUUCGCUAUAGUGCAGUUGUUAUCUACUGUUUAUAUUCAAGAGUGUUUUAUAAUACAUAAUGAACCGCUAAUACCGUAUAUCUUCGCAUUGUAACAAGGAAGAGGGACCUG